Molecule: messenger RNA, 2073 nt
Organism: Sorex fumeus (smoky shrew)
Lineage: Eukaryota; Metazoa; Chordata; Mammalia; Eulipotyphla; Soricidae
Gene: CELF6
Product: CUGBP Elav-like family member 6
Exons: 12
Coding region: 271-1647 (458 amino acids)
Biological process (GO): regulation of alternative mRNA splicing, via spliceosome; mRNA splice site recognition
Cellular component (GO): ribonucleoprotein complex; cytoplasm; nucleus
Molecular function (GO): mRNA binding
Source: RefSeq, a predicted model, not a curated record
GGGUUCGGCGCCAGCCGCGCUCCAGCGCGAGUCCACGGAGCGCGGCGCGCGGGGGCACCUCCCGCCGGACCCCGGAGUCCCGCCGGCCCCGCCCGGCCGGCCCCGCCCCCGGCCCCGCCCCUCCCGCCGCCCACCUCCCCCGCCCCUGCGCUCGGACCCCGCCCCCUGUGCCGCCCGCCCCCUCCCCUGGCCCCCGCCUCCGGUCCAGGGAGGGGACGGCGGGACCGGCGGGACCGGCGGGACCGGCGCGAGGGCUGGCCUGGCGGGGACAUGGCCGCGGCGCCCGGAGGGUCUGCGCCGCCCGCCGGCCCCGGCCCGCGCCUGGGUUUCAGCACCGCGGACAGCGGCGUCGGCAUGGGCGGGCUCAACCCGGGUCCCGCCGUGCCCAUGAAGGACCACGACGCCAUCAAGCUCUUCGUGGGGCAGAUCCCGCGGGGCUUGGACGAGCAGGACCUCAAGCCGCUGUUCGAGGAGUUCGGCCGCAUCUACGAGCUGACGGUGCUGAAGGACCGGCUCACCGGCCUCCACAAAGGCUGUGCCUUCCUCACCUACUGCGCCCGGGACUCUGCUCUCAAGGCCCAGAGUGCACUGCACGAGCAGAAGACCCUACCAGGGAUGAAUCGUCCGAUCCAGGUGAAGCCGGCUGCCAGUGAGGGCCGAGGAGAGGACCGAAAGCUGUUCGUGGGGAUGCUGGGCAAGCAGCAGGGCGAGGACGACGUCCGGCGCCUCUUCCAGCCCUUCGGCCACAUCGAGGAGUGCACGGUCCUGCGCAGCCCCGACGGCACCAGCAAAGGCUGUGCCUUCGUGAAGUUCGGGAGCCAGGGGGAAGCCCAGGCGGCCAUCCAGGGCCUGCACGGCAGCCGGACCAUGGCGGGCGCCUCGUCCAGCCUGGUGGUCAAGCUGGCCGACACGGACCGCGAGCGCGCGCUGCGCAGGAUGCAGCAGAUGGCCGGGCAGCUGGGCGCCUUCCACCCCGCGCCGCUGCCGCUCGGGGCCUGCGGGGCCUACACCACGGCGAUCCUGCAGCACCAGGCGGCCCUGCUGGCGGCGGCGCAGGGCCCCGGCCUCGGGCCCGUGGCCGCGGUGGCGGCGCAGAUGCAGCACGUGGCGGCCUUCAGCCUGGUGGCCGCGCCCCUGCUGCCCCCCGCAGCAGCCAGUUCCCCGGGCGGCGGCCCCGGCGCGCUCCCCGGCCUGCCGGCGCCCCUGGGGGUCAACGGAUUCGGGCCCCUGACCCCGCAGACCAACGGGCAGCCGGCCACGGACACGCUCUACAACAACGGGCUCUCCCCCUACACAGCCUAUCCGUCGGCCUAUGGCCCCGUGAGCACAGCGUUUGCCCAGCAGCCUUCGGCCCUGCCACAGCAGCAGAGAGAAGGCCCAGAAGGCUGUAACCUCUUCAUCUAUCACCUGCCUCAGGAGUUUGGUGAUGCAGAACUCAUCCAGACAUUCCUGCCCUUUGGAGCUGUUGUCUCUGCCAAGGUCUUUGUGGACCGAGCCACCAACCAGAGCAAGUGUUUCGGGUUUGUUAGCUUUGACAAUCCAACCAGUGCCCAGACUGCUAUUCAAGCCAUGAAUGGCUUUCAGAUUGGCAUGAAGAGGCUCAAGGUCCAGCUAAAGAGGCCCAAGGAUGCCAACCGGCCUUACUGAUCUUCUCUCACUAACCAGCCACAGAGAAACUGAAGAGUGAGAAGAAAGGAACGGAAAAGCACAGAAACGCUUGAGCCGCCCUUCCUGAAGGAGCAGCCGCGGAUGAAGGUGGAUCGAACCCAGGCCUGGUGCCUGGGCUCAGGCCACUCUAACGAUUGUUUCAUCACGCGGGUGGUUCUGUGCCUGGGACACACGUGCUCAGGCUGGUGAGGCAGCUGGGGCUGGCUGAGGAUUGACCGUCUAGGGAGCCAGCAGAGGGCAUUGGGGGUGCCAAGGGUUUGUCCGCAAGGGAAGCCCAGUUUUACUUCUUUCAAACUCAUAUCAUUCCUUAGAGUUUAGGGACCAAAGGACUAUUGUGUGUGUGUUUUUUUUUAAGAAUAUAUAUAUCUCUAUAUAAAUUAAAAAAAGAAAAAAAGGAAAAAAAAA